Molecule: messenger RNA, 1657 nt
Organism: Orussus abietinus
Lineage: Eukaryota; Metazoa; Arthropoda; Insecta; Hymenoptera; Orussidae
Gene: pont
Product: ruvB-like helicase 1
Exons: 3
Coding region: 1-1371 (456 amino acids)
Biological process (GO): box C/D snoRNP assembly; regulation of transcription by RNA polymerase II; chromatin remodeling
Cellular component (GO): Swr1 complex; Ino80 complex; R2TP complex
Molecular function (GO): DNA helicase activity; ATP hydrolysis activity; ATP binding
Source: RefSeq, a predicted model, not a curated record
AUGAAGAUCGAAGAAGUGAAAAGCACAGCAAAAACUCAAAGAAUCUCCGCCCAUACGCACAUCAAAGGUUUAGGCCUUGACGAAAAUGGUACAGCUAUUCAAAUGGCAGCCGGUCUCGUGGGUCAAGAAAUGGCACGAGAGGCUGCUGGUAUCGUCGUUGAUAUGAUAAAAUCAAAGAAGAUGGCAGGCCGUGCGGUAUUAUUAGCGGGGCCACCAGGUACUGGAAAAACUGCAAUCGCUCUUGCAAUUGCUCAAGAGUUAGGUAACAAGGUACCUUUUUGCCCAAUGGUGGGUUCUGAAGUUUAUAGCUCGGAAAUUAAAAAAACAGAAGUUCUAAUGGAAAAUUUCAGAAGAGCUAUAGGUCUAAGAAUCAAAGAAACAAAAGAAGUUUAUGAGGGUGAAGUUACAGAAUUGUCACCUGUAGAAACGGAAAACCCAAUGGGUGGAUAUGGAAAAACAGUGUCGCAUGUUGUAAUUGGAUUAAAGACUGCAAAAGGCACUAAACAAUUAAAAUUAGAUCCCCUGAUAUACGAAUCUCUACAAAAGGAAAAAGUUGAGACAGGAGAUGUAAUUUAUAUUGAAGCAAAUAGUGGAGCAGUGAAAAGACAAGGCAGAAGUGAUAACUUCGCGACAGAGUUUGACUUAGAAGCGGAAGAAUACGUUCCUUUACCAAAAGGUGAUGUGCACAAAAAAAAGGAAGUAAUACAAGAUGUAACAUUACAUGACUUAGAUGUUGCAAAUGCUAAACCACAAGGAGGACAAGAUAUAAUGUCAAUGAUGGGUCAACUUAUGAAACCAAAGAAAACCGAAAUCACAGAUAAAUUGAGGAAGGAAAUCAAUAAAGUUGUCAACAAGUAUAUUGAUCAAGGUAUUGCCGAGUUAGUGCCUGGAGUUCUAUUCAUAGACGAAGUUCACAUGCUUGAUAUUGAGACAUUUACAUAUCUUCAUAGAGCCCUAGAAAGUGCUAUUGCCCCUAUUGUUAUUUUUGCUACAAAUCGAGGACGCUGUAUAAUUAGGGGUACAGAAGAUAUUAUUUCACCCCAUGGAAUACCUUUAGAUCUUUUGGACAGACUACUGAUUAUAAGAACACUACCAUACUCUAGAUCCGAGACUGAACAAAUAGUAAAGCUAAGAGCAACUACGGAAGGACUACAAAUUGAAGACGAAGCUCUUACCACUCUUGGAGAAUUGGGCACUAAAACCACAUUAAGAUAUGUAGUACAACUUCUGACUCCUGCUGCUUUAACAGCAAAAAUCAACGGGAGGACACAAAUUAAAAAGGAAGAUGUUGAAGAAGUUGGAUCGCUUUUCCUUGAUGCGAAGUCUUCAGCUAAAAUUCUUACACAACACAAAGACAAGUAUAUGAAGUAAACGAUAAACAGUCAAGAGUUUAUUACUGUUCUAAUUAAAAUAAAGCUUGUUUGUAUCAAGUAUCAUGCAUUAUGCAUUCCAUUGUGGCUCAUGGGCAAAUUACAUUCUGUUUGAAUAUACUUUGCAACAAGCUCUCAAUAUUUUUUAAUGAUCAGAAUUUACUCAGUUUAAUAAGAAACUGCUUUACCAAGCCGUUAUUGUAAAAAAAGUCAACAAACCAUAUAAAAUAACAUUAAGUGACUUAGAUAAUACUUUAUUCCUACAAUAAACAAAAAUGGUCUUUAAA